AUGGACGUGAGGAAGAUCACCGUGGCCGUGCAGGGGAUGACCUGCGGUUCCUGCGUUCAAGCCAUCGAGCAGCGGGUCGGCCAAGCCAACGGGGUGCACUGCAUCCAAGUUUCCUUGGAGGGGAAAAGCGCCACCAUCAUCUACGACCCCAAGUUACAGAGCCCGGAAUCCCUAAGAGAAGCCAUCGACGACAUGGGAUUCGACGCUUCCCUCCCUGACCCCAACCCCGUCCCCGUCGUCACGGACACCGUGUUUCUGACUGUCACCGCCCCGGCGGCUCCACCGUGGGAACAACUCCAUCGCUCGCUGCUCGAGACCAGGGGCGUGACGGACGCAAAAAUCUCCCCCCAGCAGAGGACGGCGGUGGUGACGCUGAUCCCUUCGGUCACGAGUGCCCAUCAGAUUACCCGGUCACUUCCGGGUGUCAGUUUAGACGUCGGGACGCCGGAAAGAAAGGCAGAGGACUCCAACUCGCCCCAGGUGGGCGAAAUCAUGCUGAAGAUCAAGGUGGAGGGGAUGACCUGCCACUCGUGCACCAGCACCAUUGAAGGAAAAAUUGGCAAAUUGCACGGUGUUCAGCGGAUUAAAGUCUCCCUGGACAGCCAAGAAGCCACAGUGGUGUACCAGCCACAUCUGAUUACGGCAGAGGAGAUCACAAAGCAGAUCGAAGCAGCAGGUUUUCCAGCCUCCAUCCGAAAACACCCCAAAUACCUCCAACUGGGCGCUAUCGACGUGGAGCGCCUGAAGAACACACAGGUCAAACCCUCGGGGAGCGGCAGCCCCCAGAAAACCACCUCGUACUCAAGCGACUCCUCCACCUUCGUCGUAGAGGGCAUGCACUGCAAGUCGUGCGUGUUGAAUAUCGAAGGCAGCCUCUCCGCUCUCCCCUCAGUGCACAGCGCCGUAGUCUCCCUGGAGAACAAGUGCGCCGUGGUGAAGUACAAUCCCAAUCUGAUCGCCCCAGGCGCGCUGAGAAAAGCUAUAGAAGCCGUCUCCCCGGGGCAGUUCAGAGUCAGCCUUGCCCGCGAAAACACCUCCGACCUCAACACUCCAUCUAGCCCUUCCCACGACCAGGGUGCUUUGAACAGCACCGGUCAACCGCUGACUCAAGAAACCGUGAUCUACAUUGGCGGCAUGACGUGCAAUUCUUGCGUGCAGUCGAUCGAAGGGGUCGUAUCGAAGAAGCCCGGCGUGAGGUCCAUACGUAUCUCGCUGGCCGAUCACAACGGGGUUGUGGAAUUCGAUCCCGUGCUUACGUCUCCAGAGACUUUGCGAGAAGUAAUAGAGGACAUGGGAUUUGAUGCUUCCCUGUCAGAAAUGAUGGAGCCUGUGGUGGUCAUCACCCAGCCUUCCCUGGACCUUCCUCUUCUACCCUCGAGCCCCGAGCCCUUCUCCAAAACGACAACUCCAGUCCGGGAGAAGGAGGAGGGGACGACACCAUCCAAGUGUUACAUCCAGGUCACCGGCAUGACCUGUGCUUCCUGCGUCGCCAACAUUGAGAGAAACCUGAGAAGAGAAGAAGGAAUUUAUUCGGUUCUUGUGGCCCUGAUGGCGGGGAAAGCCGAAGUGAGAUACAACCCUGCUGUCGUGCAGCCUCCAGUCAUAGCAGAAUUCAUCCGAGAGCUGGGAUUUGGAGCCACGGUCAUGGAAAACGCCGGAGAAGGGGACGGCAUUCUGGAACUUAUGGUGAGAGGAAUGACUUGUGCCUCGUGUGUACACAAGAUAGAGUCCACGCUGAUGAAAACCCGCGGAAUCCUCUACAGCUCCGUGGCCCUAGCCACCAACAAAGCCCACGUCAAGUACGAUCCAGAAAUCGUGGGUCCUCGAGACAUCAUCCGGACGAUAGAGAACCUGGGCUUUGAAGCUUGUUUAGUCAAGAAGGAUCGAUCAGCUAGCCACCUGGACCACAAACGAGAAAUAAGACAGUGGAGGAGAUCCUUCCUUGUGAGCCUGUUUUUCUGUGUUCCUGUGAUGGGGCUGAUGAUUUAUAUGAUGGCCAUGGAUCAUCACCUUGCUGACUAUCAUCACCAACAUCGUAACCUGACCCAGGAAGAAAUGGCCGACUACCAGUCUUCCAUGUUUCUGGAGCGCCAGAUCCUGCCGGGAUUGUCCCUCAUGAAUUUGCUGUCCCUUUUAUUGUGCAUUCCUGUCCAGUUUUUCGGCGGCUGGUACUUCUACAUCCAAGCGUACAAAGCGCUGAAGCAUAAGACGGCCAACAUGGACGUGCUGAUCGUGCUAGCCACCACCAUCGCUUUCGUCUACUCUUUCGUCAUCCUCCUCGUGGCCAUGGCCGAGAGAGCCAAGGUGAACCCCGUUACCUUCUUCGACACUCCCCCCAUGCUCUUCGUGUUCAUUGCCCUCGGCCGAUGGCUGGAACAUGUGGCCAAGGGUAAAACGUCAGAGGCUUUGGCAAAAUUGAUAUCACUCCAAGCUACCGAAGCAACUAUUGUAACCCUGGACUCAGAAAAUGUCCUCCUGAGUGAAGAACAGGUGGAUGUGGAACUCGUGCAGCGCGGGGACAUUGUCCGAGUCGUCCCAGGAGGCAAAUUUCCCGUGGACGGGCGGGUUAUCGAAGGCCAUUCGAUGGUCGACGAGUCCCUCAUCACAGGGGAAGCCAUGCCGGUGACCAAGAAGCCCGGCAGCACGGUGAUUGCCGGGUCCAUCAACCAGAAUGGGUCUUUGCUCAUCCGGGCCACCCACGUCGGAGCAGACACUACCCUCUCCCAAAUCGUCAAACUCGUGGAGGAGGCUCAGACAUCAAAGGCUCCCAUCCAGCAGUUUGCAGACAAACUCAGCGGCUACUUUGUUCCUUUCAUCGUCACCAUUUCCAUCAUUACCCUCCUGGUCUGGAUUGUGAUUGGAUUUGUGAAUUUUGAAAUCGUGGAAAACUACUUCCCCGGCUACAACACAAGCAUCUCCCGGACCGAGGUGAUCAUCCGGUUUGCCUUCCAAGCAUCUAUCACAGUCUUGUGUAUUGCCUGCCCUUGUUCCCUGGGCUUAGCCACCCCGACGGCUGUGAUGGUAGGCACCGGGGUAGGGGCUCAGAACGGCAUCCUGAUCAAAGGUGGAGAGCCCCUGGAGAUGGCCCAUAAGGUCAAAGUGGUGGUGUUUGAUAAAACCGGCACCAUAACCCACGGGACCCCCGUUGUGAAUCACGUGAAGGUUUUAGUGGAAAGUAACAGGAUGUCCCGCAACAAGAUCCUGGCCAUAGUGGGAACGGCAGAAAGCAACAGCGAACACCCUCUCGGGGCUGCGGUAACCAAGUACUGCAAGCAGGAGUUGGGGACCGAGACCCUGGGCACCUGCACAGAUUUUCAGGUGGUUCCAGGCUGCGGCAUAAGUUGUAAAGUUUCCAACAUCGAAGCCCUGCUGACCAAGAGCAACUGGAAGAUCGAGGAGAAGAACUUAAAGAACGCAUCCCUCGUGCAGAUCGAUGCCAGCCCGGAGCAGCCGUCCCCGUCCUCCUUGAUCAUUGACGCCCCGCCGCUCUCUUCCCUGCAUCCUCAGAAGUUCACGGUCCUCAUUGGGAACCGAGAGUGGAUGAACAGGAAUGGCCUCGUGGUCAAGAACGAGGUGGACAGCGCGAUGAUUGAGCACGAGAGGAAAGGGCGGACGGCGAUCCUGGUGGCAAUCGAUGGCACCUUGUGUGGGCUGAUAGCCAUUGCUGACACGGUGAAACCCGAAGCGGAGCUGGCCGUCCACACGCUCAAAUCCAUGGGCUUAGAAGUGGUUCUGAUGACUGGCGACAACAGCAAGACAGCCCGAUCUAUAGCUUCCCAGGUUGGCAUAACCAAAGUGUUUGCCGAAGUCCUUCCAUCCCACAAGGUGGCCAAGGUGAAGCAGCUGCAGGAGGAGGGGAAACAAGUAGCCAUGGUGGGAGACGGAAUCAAUGAUUCCCCAGCUCUGGCGAUGGCCAACGUCGGGAUCGCCAUUGGCACCGGCACGGACGUGGCCAUCGAAGCUGCCGACGUGGUCUUAAUCAGGAAUGACCUUCUGGACGUCGUGGCAAGCAUCGACCUGUCAAGGAAGACGGUCAGAAGGAUCCGAAUCAAUUUCAUCUUUGCCCUGAUUUACAAUCUGGUCGGGGUCCCGAUAGCUGCCGGUGUCUUUAUGCCAGUCGGCUUGGUUUUGCAGCCCUGGAUGGGGUCAGCCGCCAUGGCCGCUUCUUCCGUUUCCGUUGUGCUCUCGUCCCUGCUGCUUAAACUUUACAGGAAACCAACGUAUGAAAACUACGAACUGCGAGCCCACCGCCAACUGGGACAGAAGAGCCCCUCGGAAAUCAGCGUUCACGUCGGGAUCGACGACGCCUCGAGAGACGCCCCCAACCUGGGCGUGCUGGACCGGAUUGUCAAUUACAGCCGCGCCUCCAUCAACUCGCUGCUCUCGGAUAAGCGGUCGCUGAGCAGCAUCGUCCUCAGCGAACCCGACAAACAUUCGCUCUUGGUGGGAGACUUCAGGGAGGAGGACGACACUAACUUGUGAACGGGCUGGACCGGAAUUCUUCUCUGCACUGAGGCGGACUUAUGGACGUCACCUCUCCCCUUCGGGACCGUGGGGUGGGGGGACGAUGGCGCGUGGGUUCUCAGCGACCCGGGACAAUCACACUCCUUGCCUGGAGGCGAACCCCGAAGCUCGGUGGUCUCGGUUGGAAACGGCCUUCCGGUCCUCCUCGCCCACCGCAGGGUUUACGCAAGCCUACGUGGGCGGUUUGGAAGUGGGGCUACUCGGCUAGCCCUCAAAACUUGUCUUUUUAUAUUUCACAAGAAACCAAAAAAAAAAAAAAAAGCCGAAAACAAAACCCUUUCGAGGACCCAGGCGGGAAUCGAGCCCUGGGCUCGUCUGGGCCGGGUAGCCGGAAGCCGAGCCACCCGGGCCGGAGCUUCCAUUAGAAGGAAUGGCAGAAAGCAGCGAGGGCUGUCCGUCAGAAAGCAGAUGUGCCUUUGUUUCGGGAAUCUUUCCGGAAGUCUCCUGCAUCUCCUGGUGAUUGACUUUUUCAAGUCCUCCCAUGUUUCCCCUCUCAUUUAAGCAGGGUAAAACAUUUUCAAUUCCUUCA
This is a messenger RNA of Ornithorhynchus anatinus (platypus), 5053 nucleotides long. RefSeq names its product ATPase copper transporting alpha (gene ATP7A). Gene Ontology annotation, cellular component: membrane. Gene Ontology annotation, biological process: monoatomic cation transport. Bases 1 to 4482 code for a protein of 1493 amino acids. Gene Ontology annotation, molecular function: copper ion binding; ATPase-coupled monoatomic cation transmembrane transporter activity; ATP binding. Lineage: Eukaryota; Metazoa; Chordata; Mammalia; Monotremata; Ornithorhynchidae. The transcript has 22 exons. The record is from RefSeq and is a predicted model, not a curated record.